AAGAUGGAGUUUAAAGAGGAGUUUAAAGAGGAGAGUGAAGACAUCAGUAUUUCAGAACCAUUCAGACUGAAGAAUGAAGAUACUGAGGAACAAAAAGACCUGAUGAAACUGAAAGAGGAAAGUCAAGAACUGAAUGAAGUGGAGGAGGAACAUCAGUAUCAGAAACCUUUUAAUUUCUUAAUUGGUGAAGCAUUUUCUUGUGGCACACAGUCUGAAAAGAAAUGCUCACAAAACAGAAAUAAAAAAUGUUUUAUUUGCCCUCAGUGUGGAAGGAGUUACACACAUAAAGGAAGCUAUAAUAUCCACCUAAGAAUUCACACUGGAGAGAAACCUUUCUCAUGCAUUCAGUGUGGAAAGAGUUUUAUACAAAAAGGAGGUCUUAAUGAGCACAUGAGAAUUCACACCGGAGAGAAACCUUUCUCAUGCCCUCAGUGUGGCAAGAAGUUCCCACAAAAAGGAAGACUUAAUGUCCACAUAAGAAGUCACUCUGGAGAGAAACCUUUCACAUGCAUUCAGUGUGGAAAGAAGUUCAUACAUAAAGGAGGUCUUAAUGAGCACAUGAGAACUCACACCGGAGAGAAACCUUUCUCAUGCCCUCAGUGUGGCAAGAAGUUCACACAAAAAGGAAGACUUAAUGUCCACAUAAGAAGUCACUCUGGAGAGAAACCUUUCACGUGCAUUCAGUGUGGAAAGAAGUUCAUACAUAAAGGAGGUCUUAAUGAGCAUAUGAGAAUUCACAGUGGAGAGAAACCUUUCUCAUGCCCUCAGUGUGGCAAGAAGUUCGUUCAAAGAGGAAGUCUUAAUGCGCACAUAAGAAGUCACACUGGAGAGACCCCAUACACAUGCCUUCAGUGUGGAAAGAGUUUCAUACAAAAAGGAGGUCUUAAUGAGCACAUGAGAAUUCACACUGGAGAGAAGCCUUUCUCAUGCAUUCGGUGUGGAAAGAGAUUUAUACACAAAGGAGGUCUUAAUGAGCACAUGAGAAUUCACACCGGAGAGAAACCUUUCACAUGCAUUCACUGUGGGAAGAAGUUCAUACAAAAAGGAGGUCUUAAUGUCCACAUAAGAAGUCACUCUGGAGAGAAACCUUUCACAUGCAUUCACUGUGGGAAGAAGUUCAUACAUAAAGGAGGUCUUAAUGAGCACAUGAGAACUCACACCGGAGAGAAACCUUUCUCAUGCCCUCAGUGUGGCAAGAAGUUCACACAAAAAGGAAGACUUAAUGUCCACAUAAGAAGUCACUCUGGAGAGAAACCUUUCACGUGCAUUCAGUGUGGAAAGAAGUUCAUACAUAAAGGAGGUCUUAAUGAGCAUAUGAGAAUUCACACUGGAGAGAAACUUUUCUCAUGCCCUCAGUGUGGCAAGAAGUUCGUUCAUAGAGGAAGUCUUAAUGCGCACAUAAGAAGUCACACUGGAGAGACCCCGUACACAUGCCUUCAGUGUGGAAAGAGUUUCAAACAAAAAGGAAGCCUUAAUGUUCACAUGAGAAUUCACUCUGGAGAGAAACCUUUCACAUGCCUUCAGUGUGGAAAGAGUUUCAUACAUAAAGGAAACCUUAAUUCACACAAAAAGAUUCACUCUUGAGAGAAGCAUUUUACCAUGCCUCCAGCAUGGAAAGAGUUUCACAUACAAAAUAAGUCUUA
Xyrauchen texanus (razorback sucker) is the source of this 1643-nucleotide messenger RNA. Its product is annotated as gastrula zinc finger protein XlCGF57.1-like. The record is from RefSeq and is a predicted model, not a curated record. Lineage: Eukaryota; Metazoa; Chordata; Actinopteri; Cypriniformes; Catostomidae. The transcript has 2 exons. Bases 4 to 1584 code for a protein of 526 amino acids.